This is a messenger RNA of Procambarus clarkii (red swamp crayfish), 5523 nucleotides long. RefSeq lists its product as uncharacterized. Gene Ontology annotation, molecular function: glycosyltransferase activity. Gene Ontology annotation, cellular component: cytoplasm. NCBI's taxonomy places the organism in Eukaryota, Metazoa, Arthropoda, Malacostraca, Decapoda, Cambaridae. The record is from RefSeq and is a predicted model, not a curated record.
CCCAGGACUGUCAGUGUACGUUUGACAGUCGAGGAGGGAGUGUGCUGGCCCGGCCGCGGCGUCCAGGGGCGCUUCAUUACUUUACCAGUGUGUGUGUUGCGUGCGCGUGCAGGCUGCAACUUGCUCUAGAGUUGUGACACCAAGUGAGAAAACCUCGACCCAGCCGGCAUAGACAGUGAGGAUUACACUGGAGUGACCCCCCAGCAGGACAACAUCCACAACUUGUCCUGCAGGAAACAUGGAAGAGAGCGGGAUGAGUGUGGUGUCGGCGGCCAAGCGGGUGGUGCGGUGGUGCCCCACGCGGGCCCUCAGACGGGGCCUCUACUUCCUCCUCCUCUGGUGCUCUCUCUGCUACCUCGUCUUCAGGUUCUCUGGGCAAGAGGAGUCUGGAUUUAGCCGGGGAGGGACGAUGACUGGCCGCCUCCUGCUGCAGAAGAUAGUGGAGACCCGCGCACCGCCUCUCUCCACAACAGAGACGACUUCAAAUGCUACUACGGAAUUCAAUCCCUUCGAGCUGGAGCCAUCCGUCGACAAGUCUCCAUCGCUAUCGGAUCAAGACUUGGCGGAGCUGAUCCAAGCCAAAAUCCCCAACCUGCCAGUUCGGUACUGGCAGAAGUAUAAAGGAAAAGUUCUCUCCAAAAACAAAACGUGUGCAAAGUUCCCUUCCCUCUAUGAUAUAAGCUUCAAUAACGUGUAUUGGCAGACACUGAAAACUAGCAAUGGGACUUUUCAUCUGUUUGGUUCCUAUUAUGAUAACAGAACUUUGGUGGCCAUGAAACCGGUGAUACGCACUUUAGGUAUGAUUGAUCGUUUGGACCCCAAGGUCAAGACCUACUGCCAGCUGUGGUUUGACGGACAUAAGGAACCAGUAUUUUCCAAAGUUUGGGAAUAUAAAUAUAUUUGGUAUAAGAAGUGGGGUAAUUAUAAGAACGGGUUGAUGCAGCCGUACAUGAUAGGAUGCCAAGUACCACCCGGCUACCGUCACCUGGUGCCAGAGUCGGUCUCCAUCGUAGAGCGGCCGUGCGACAUGGCCACUACCAAUCUCAGGGUUAUAAACAACCGACCCAAAGGGGGACAAAAAGAAAACUUUGCCGUUUGUGUGAAAGGGUUAGAUUUUCUACAUGAUGAUUUGAGCGUGAGAUUGGUGGAGUGGUUAGAGAUGCUCUUCAUUCUAGGUGCAAACAAAGUAUUUCUGUAUGAACUUGAAGUGCACCCUAAUAUAUCUAAGAUAUUAAGGCAUUAUGAAGAACAAGGGCGCGUAGAAGUAACCAAACUGACGUUGCCGGGCGAACAGCCAAACAUUCCCGGACUCCUUCACAUGUACUUAAAGUCUAAGGUCACUAACAAGCGCCAGAACGAACUCAUCCCCUAUAAUGACUGUCUUUACAAAAAUAUGUACCGUUACAAAUAUAUUGCGUUACUUGACACAGAUGAAGUCAUCAUGCCUAAAAGUUCUAUGUCCUGGAAGAGCCUGAUGGAAACUGUUGUACCCAAGGCGCUCAAGACCAAGAAAGAUCCCAGAGCUUCAUAUAAUGUGCGUAACGUCUACUUCAUGGACACUAUGCGACAUUCUCACGGAUGGUUCCGAGAGAUCCCUCAUUACAUGCACAUGUUGCAGCACGUUUAUCGUUCUCAUAACUACACGAAACCUGGGCAAUAUGUUAAGUGCUUCCACGACCCCGAGCGAGUACUAACCCUCCAUAACCACUUUCCGCUAUCUUGUCUUGGUGGAAGUUGCUCAUCGUACGCGAUAGACACCGAAGACGCACACUUACAGCACUACCGUGCAGACUGUGUAACCACUCUGAAGAAAUCGUGUUCUCAAGAAUACAAGAACCGCACCAUCUUGGAUACCACAAUUUGGAGGUACCGCGAGCCACUGGUGGCACGUGUCACUGAAACACUCAUGCAUCUUGGGUUUUUCAAUCCUGGUACAUCAUUGAGAUCGACUGACCCUCCUGCCUCUGCAGUCAGGAGAAAGUGAUCAUAAUAUCUUUAGUGUCAUCUAUGUGCCUUAUCUGGUGUACUCUCACCUGUGGUCUAGUCCCGUCCACUAGCCACUCCAUACGUGCCCUCAUAAUGCAGAUAAUUCUGCUUUAUUCGAACAAGAAUGGAAUAACCCCUUUGUGCUGCAAGGGACAUGUGGGAGACUUGUCAAGUGGCCGGUGGUGGGCGAUGCUCAAUAGGGGUGUCAACGUCCCAACAUAGUUUAGAGGUAAUCCCUAUUCCUUGGACUGUUUCUCACCCGAGAUAAACAAUUUGUUUUUACAAGUAUUGGUUGCAAUGUGCAAUGCACAUUAAUGGUGCAGUUCUGAUCUGUCCAAUGUAUGUCAACAACGUCAUACAUGCUACUGGAUACAUGUUUUCAUCAAUCGGUACAAGAAUAAUCUCGUGUUUUACAAACUUCCAUUUGCAAUGGUGGGUGGCUUGAUGAGAUUAACCACACAGGAAGGGAUUGCCUCUUAUUUAGUGGAAUGAAGGUCCAACUGUGAUUUCUAUAAGAUACCAUAUCAUGCCAUGUAAAUAUCAUUUCAUUUAUCUGUCAGAUUAUCACUUACUGUUGCUUCUACCCAAUAGGCAAAACAAGAGGAGACUGCCGUUAAUACGUGUGAUUUAUGAUACCUUGCUGCAGUAUUGCAACACUUGAUGCUGUUCUUUGCUAGUGAAGUGCAGUGUGCCUCACAGAUAUUAAACAAUACUGGGCAUUGUAUGUUCACGUUUUAAAAAGUUAAUUAAUUGUAAGCAUUUUUAAAUGAUUGAUUAGGAAAGUGAGAGAGAGACAGGUGUGUUUUAAAAAGUUCACUAUUUUUAAGCAUUUCAAAUGAUUGAUUAGAAAAGUGGGAGAGAGACGGGUGUGUUGUGUAUUCACACUGGAGUUUUGUGGUAAUUGUGCAGGUUUAAUUGUAAAUAGAAGUCAUGCUUAACAAAUGGAGCAGACUCGGACAAAAUAUUUAAUAAUUACUGUUUAAGUUUAUAUAUUGAUGGCAUUUAAGACCAUUACAUUGCUGGAAGAAAUACAAGACAUACUUUGAGAAAUUGAAAUACUGUACUUAAUAAAUGGCGAGAUGGAACAUGGAUUCAGACUGUCUAAAUGGAGAUAUAAGAAUAGAUCCCAAACAAUUAAAAAAGUUACAAGAAUGUAGCAAGCAGUAUGAGGAAAGUUAAGUGACAAGACAGUUCAGGAAAGACAUGUAUGUGGGCACAGGUCCCUUAUUGUGGAAAGUGUUUCACUCGCUAAAGCUUUCUAAUAUAUGACACGUUAUCCACAAUUAAGCUGUUGCAUGGUGUUUGUUCUCACAAUCAACAGUUUGGCUUACAACCACAGGGAUGAGAAUGCAACUCUACAAACGUUGCAAAUAAAAAUAAUCGAAUUUAAUACAUUUUGUUUGCAAACAGCAAAUAACUAUAUUGACUUUGUCAUAUGUGGUGAGAGUUCAUACAUCAAGCUGUCAGUACUCCACAGCACACAGGGAGGAGGCACAUGAUAUUGGUGUGAACAGUAUAGAUUUGACAAAGCCCCUUUGGUAAUGUGUGCAAAUCUCUACCCAAUACGGUCUCACUUUUCGGUGUCGCCGUAUUUACAUGUCAGAGUGCAUUAUGUGCCUCGUCUCGCAUUUAAAGUGAAGAUCGAUUUAAGUUGUCAGAACAGCAUAAAAAUGAUUUUCAGGAGAGUUGGGGUUAAAUGCAUACAAUCGAAAAGACAAUGCGAAGCAUACAAAUUUGACAAAAUAUUGGAACAGGGUUGGUUGUUAUUUAAGGAGUGUAAGAGUGAGAAUUAAUAUGACUAAAGCAUAAGGAAUGUACGCAAGAUAAGGUGUUAACAGGCAAAGUCAGUAGAGUACUAAUAAGUAAUAAUAAGGCGAGUGUUAAUAAGCCACAAUAAUGGAUGAAAUAUGAUAGGAAGUUUGAGUACGAACUUGAUAGAAACUUCGUACUAUCAAGUACUUGUUUGAACUUGGUCUUAUUUCGCUUAUAAUGUGACGUAGUCUUGCCUUUUUCAUAAUUACCGUUGCUAUUACUAACGGCGCAUGUUAACACCUCGUUACAUCCAUUCUUUUCUUAGGCUUUUGUUACAUAAAUUUUUCGGUGAAGUUGCUAAAGAAUAAAUAGAGGAAACGGCAUAUACUAUCCUGCUAGAUAAGAUUGCCUCAGGCUUGUCCACCAUUUUAUUAUUAUUAUUAUUAUUAUUAUUAUUAUUAUUAUUAUAUAUUAUAUUACAAAAAGUUUUCGCAAAGAAAAAUAUCAAAACCCUAAUUGGGAUUCAAGUGCACCUUUUUUCUCUUUUUAUAAGCACUUAUGCAGUUGGCGAAUUACAAGUCUGAUUUUGUUUAAAGUGUGUUUUUAUCUGUUAGAUAUUAUGACAGUAUUAAAUCAAUAUCGGCAAAAAUGACUCUAGGGAAAAUAUGAACAUUGUAAGAUGUUUUAAAGCUCAACUUGCUGUAAAGUUAGAGAUUGUUCCACUUUAUAAAGAUAGUGAAUUACAGUCUCCAGAUCACCAUCUCGCACUCUACAGUAUUUUCUGGACUUUUUGGCUUUGGUAUUUCUCCACUCAUGCAUUAUGUUCAUAUUUAACGUUGAUAUACUUACAGGUGUUAGGAUAUAUGCAUAUGUGCACAACUUUUGUAACUACAAUUUUAUAUGCCAGUGCUGCUGCAUAUAUUUCAACUUGGUGAAACAUCAUUUGCUCUGUAUAUCAAGGAUGAGUCUUAUGUUGUCUUCAUAUGUUUCAUUCCUUUGUAUAUGUUUCCCUUUCAUUUCGAACGCUAUUUAUAAUUUUGUUGGUUAUUGUUAUAUUCGUCCAUUCAUUCCUACUAAAUGCCAGCUCUUGUACAUUAGGAAAAGUUUGCAGCUUUGCAUCCCAUGUAAUCCUUUGUUAUGAAGUAGCAUAGUGCACACACACACUUCACAAGUGUUACUGUUGGAAUUUAUACAUUAUACAAGAUCAAACUUGAGGUUUGUGUCUGCUUUCAUUGCCACUUCACUAAACUGUCCAAGACACCUUAUGGGCAGAGAAAGUCGAACAGUAUUUUGUAUUCCUCAUGCGAAUACUUUGAAAUACUGUCCUUUCAAUAAAGUUUUCAAACUUCCGCUAUAUCAUGUUUUUAUUUAAAGGUAUAGCUUUCAAGUAAACUUGCUAAGCCGAAAUUCUUUAAGCAAAGGUAUUUUUUUUAAGGUUAGCAAAAUGACCAAGUAAACUCAAGUAUGUAUGACCUUCGUUGUAUGUAAACAGAGGUGCCUGGGUGUUAAACUUGCAACUGUUCCUCUCUACAGUUUCAACAGUUCUAAAAUAAGUCAUUGUCAAACGUUUAAGUAAAGUUUGCUCUUGAUUCGUGUGUAUGACUGGCAGAGAGUCGAGAAAUAUUUCUGGAGAUCUCAUCAAUACCUGAAUCAUGUGUACUGUAUAUACAUAACUGUCAUGAUCAUAAUGAGUGCCAUUAUCAUUGCCUAUCUUAUACAUUAGAGCCAAAGUAAAAAGUUUUGUAUUGAACAUUGAAUAAAACUGUCAUGGUAUUAUUUAGUCAA